Messenger RNA from Solea solea (common sole), 4758 nucleotides. Its product is annotated as calcium-activated potassium channel subunit alpha-1a-like. The coding region runs from base 179 to 4171 and encodes 1330 amino acids. Gene Ontology annotation, biological process: transmembrane transport; potassium ion transport. Gene Ontology annotation, cellular component: postsynaptic membrane. The record is from RefSeq and is a predicted model, not a curated record. NCBI's taxonomy places the organism in Eukaryota, Metazoa, Chordata, Actinopteri, Pleuronectiformes, Soleidae. Gene Ontology annotation, molecular function: large conductance calcium-activated potassium channel activity. The transcript has 31 exons.
AAGGAGAAGAAGAAGGAGAAGAAGAAGAAGGAGGAGGAAAGUUUGUGUGUGUUUUGUUUUUGGAUAAUUGAGUGUGGUCGAUAAUCUAGACUAGCGCUGGGAUUAACAAUCAUUUAAACUGGAGCAUGGCUGGUGAGUGGGGCUGGAGACGCUGGCGCAGGCUCUCCACGGCUCCUCCAUGCUAGCUGAGGCGGGCGGCUCCGUUCCCCAUGGCUCUAUGAGGAGCAGCAGCGACAUCAACCGCGACAGCAGCAGCAGCAGCAGCAGCAGCAACAACCCGGACUCGUCGAUCUUCUUCUCCAAGAUGGAAGACGUGGUCAUCCCGUUCUCGUCGGAGGUUCCCUGCGACAACAAUGGCCAGCGCAUGUGGUGGGCUUUCCUCGCCUCGUCCAUGGUGACGUUCUUCGGGGGUCUCUUCAUCAUCCUGCUGUGGAGGACACUCAAGUAUCUGUGGACUGUCUGCUGCCACUGCAACAUCAAGCCCAAGGAGGCUCAGAAGGUGAUCAACCCCGCCAACAAUCAGGCAGCAGACAAGACGGGAAAGGGUCCUGAUGAGAAGGAGGAGGCAGUUCCAGUCAGCGAGGUGGGAUGGAUGACUUCGGUCAAAGACUGGGCCGGCGUCAUGAUCUCGGCUCAGACGCUCACUGGCAGAGUUCUGGUGGUCUUAGUCUUUGCUCUCAGCAUCGGGGCCCUCGGAAUAUACUUCAUCGACUCCUCAGAUCCUAUAGAAUCCUGUCAGAACUUCUACAAAGAUUUCACGUUACAGAUCGACAUGGCCUUCAACGUAUUCUUCCUCCUCUACUUUGGCCUGCGGUUUAUAGCAGCCAACGAUAAGCUGUGGUUCUGGCUGGAGGUCAACUCUGUGGUCGACUUCUUCACCGUUCCUCCCGUGUUUGUGUCCGUCUACUUAAACAGAAGCUGGCUCGGUCUCAGGUUCUUGAGAGCGCUCAGAUUGAUACAGUUCUCGGAAAUCUUGCAGUUUCUGAAUAUCUUGAAAACAAGCAAUUCCAUAAAGCUGGUAAACCUGUGUUCCAUCUUCAUCAGCACAUGGCUCACAGCUGCUGGAUUCAUACAUUUGGUGGAAAACUCAGGGGAUCCUUGGGAAAACUUCCAAAAUUCCCAGUCCCUUUCCUACUGGGAGUGUGUGUACUUACUGAUGGUGACCAUGUCCACAGUGGGAUACGGGGACGUCUAUGCAAAAACCACCCUGGGUCGACUCUUCAUGGUCUUCUUCAUCCUCGGCGGUUUGGCCAUGUUUGCCAGCUACGUCCCUGAAAUCAUAGAGUUAAUAGGAAACCGCAAGAAAUAUGGUGGUUCCUAUAGUGCGGUUAAUGGGAGAAAGCAUAUUGUGGUCUGUGGUCAUAUUACCCUCGAAAGUGUCUCCAACUUCCUCAAAGACUUCCUACACAAGGACAGGGAUGAUGUCAAUGUAGAAAUUGUGUUUCUCCAUAAUAUUUCCCCUAAUCUUGAGCUGGAAGCCUUGUUCAAACGCCACUUUACACAAGUGGAGUUCUACCAGGGAUCUGUUCUCAACCCUCACGAUCUGGCCAGGGUGAAGAUCGAGUCAGCAGAUGCCUGUUUAAUCCUCGCCAAUAAAUACUGUGCAGAUCCUGACGCUGAAGACGCCUCCAACAUCAUGAGGGUCAUUUCGAUCAAGAACUACCAUCCCAAGAUCAGAAUAAUCACGCAGAUGCUCCAGUAUCACAACAAGGCCCAUCUGCUGAACAUUCCGAGCUGGAACUGGAAGGAGGGUGACGAUGCUAUCUGCCUGGCUGAGCUGAAGGCAGGCUUCAUUGCCCAGAGCUGCCUGGCUCAGGGCCUGUCCACCAUGCUGGCCAACCUCUUCUCCAUGAGGUCCUUCAUCGAGAUUGAGGAGGACACAUGGCAGAAGUAUUAUCUUGAAGGAGUGGCUAAUGAGAUGUACACAGAGUAUUUGUCCAGUGCCUUUGUGGGCCUCUCCUUCCCCACGAUCUGUGAGUUGUGCUACGUGAAGCUGAAGCUGCUGCUCAUUGCCAUCGAGUACAAGUCUGAGCAGAGAGAGAGCAGAAGCCGAAAGCGCAUCCUCAUCAACCCCGGCAACCACGUCAAGAUGCAGGAGGGAACGCUGGGAUUCUUUAUCGCAAGCGACGCCAAAGAAGUCAAGAGAGCUUUUUACUACUGCAAAGCUUGUCACGAUGACAUCACAGACCCUAAGAGGAUCAAGAAGUGUGGCUGCAAAAGACUCAUGGACAACAUUAGACCUUCGUUCAAAAAGCGAUCAGUAAACUCCGCCUCCGCCUGCUCCACGAACCAUUUCCUGGACCCCCCGCUCAGCCCGCCGAGAAACUCUGCCAACGUCCCCCUCGUUAAUAACCGUAAAGGAAGUCUCCUCCCCCUCACGGGGCCACAGCCCACCGCCGCCAACGCUUCGUGGCUCCGCCUCAGUCUGUCCGGCCCCGGAGACCCCGCUGCCGCCGCCGCGUCCAGGUCCCUGUGGGCCGAGAGUCGACUGAGCCGGGCCCGCAGUCUGCCGGUGAAAUACCGCUACCACCCCAGUAAUGCCGUGCUGCUCAGUCACAGUAGGAACUUCGAGGACGAGCACCCGUCGGCGCUGUCGCCCAAGAAGAAGCAGCGCAACGGAGGGAUGCGGAACUCGCCCAACUGCUCGCCCAAGAUGAUGAGUCGACACGACCCACUUCAAAUUCCUGGGAACGAAAAUAUGGAGAACAUGGACAUGAACGUGAAGAGGUAUGAUUCGACAGGAAUGUUUCACUGGUGCCCGUCAAAGGACAUCGAAAAGGUCAUCCUGACUCGGAGUGAGGCGUCCAUGACGGUGCUGAGCGGCCAUGUGGUGGUCUGUAUAUUUGGGGAUGUCACGUCCGCUUUAGUGGGGCUGCGAAACCUGGUGAUGCCUUUAAGAGCCAGUAACUUCCAUUACCACGAGCUGAAGCCCAUAGUGUUUGUGGGCUCGCUGGACUAUCUGCGGAGAGAGUGGGAAACUUUACACAACUUUCCUAAGGUCUCCAUCUUACCCGGUACGCCAUUAAGUCGGGCAGAUUUAAGGGCUGUCAACAUCAACCUCUGUGACAUGUGUGUAAUACUGUCGGCCAAUCAGAACAAUAUCGAAGAUACCUCGCUGCAGGAUAAGGAAUGCAUCUUGGCAUCACUCAACAUCAAAUCUAUGCAGUUUGAUGACAGCAUCGGGGUCUUGCAGGCUAAUUCCCAAGGUUUCACGCCUCCUGGAAUGGACAGGUCAUCUCCAGACAGCAGUCCAGUACAUGGCUUCGUGCGCCAGGCGUCCGUCACCACCGGCUCCAACAUCCCCAUCAUCACAGAACUAGUGAACGACUCAAACGUUCAGUUCCUGGACCAAGACGAUGAUGACGAUCCGGACACUGAGCUGUACCUCACUCAACCCUUCGCCUGCGGCACCGCCUUCGCUGUCAGUGUCCUCGACUCAUUGAUGAGUGCGACGUAUUUCAACGACAACAUUCUCACACUGAUUCGGACGCUGGUCACAGGAGGAGCCACGCCAGAGCUGGAGGCCCUGCUGGCGGAGGAGAACGCGCUGAGAGGAGGUUACAGUACACCGCAGACACUGGCCAACAGAGACAGGUGUCGUGUGGCACAGCUCGCCCUCUACGAUGGGCCUUUCGCUGACUUGGGGGAUGGCGGCUGCUACGGGGACUUAUUCUGUAAAGCUCUGAAGACGUACAACAUGUUGUGCUUUGGAAUCUACAGAUUAAGAGAUGCUCAUCUCAGUUCUCCGAGCCAGUGUACAAAACGAUAUGUGAUCACAAACCCACCGUACGAGUUCGAGCUAGUGCCCACAGACCUGAUCUUCUGCCUCAUGCAGUUUGACCACAACGCAGGCCAAUCGCGGACAAGCCUGUCCCACUCUUCCCACUCCUCCCAUUCCUCCAGCAAAAAGAGCUCCUCCGUCCACUCCAUCCCGCCCUCCAACCGGCAGAACCGCAGCAGUAAGACCCGGGAGACCCGUGAUAAACACAAUGCAACAAGGAUGAAUAGAAUGGGCCAAGAAAAGAAAUGGUUUACAGAUGAACCAGAAAAUGCCUAUCCACGGAACAUUCAGAUCAAGCCCAUGAGCACUCACAUGGCCAACCAAGUCAACCAAUACAAAUCCACCAGUAGUUUGAUUCCCCCAAUCAGAGAAGUUGAGGACGAAUGCUGAGCACGUUUGACACCUCACCAGCAGGGGAGGGACAACGAUGAUGAUGAUGAUGAUGAUGGUGAAGAUCUAGAUUUCUCUUCUUCUACACGGGUUUGGCAGGAACCCAGGGACUGGACGGGACUGUUCUUAUGUGUAUACCUUUAAUGUUAACUUCCAUUCUCUUGGACAUUGUUUUAUGUAUUAAUGUAUCCAUAGAGAUGUACAUAAUGACAAUCAAAAUAAGGAUUGUACAGCCCCCCCUCCCCCCUCUUAGCACUUUUUUUGGAAUUAUUUUAAGAGUUGAGAGAAGAAGACGAAGAAGACAAAAAAAGAAGAAAAAAAGUACUUCCUGUAAUUCUUUGCAAUAGUUUAACAUCUUCUUUUCGUGUGACCGGACUCCAUGUUCUACGACGCCGGAUCACUGGUUGUUGGAGGAGGAGGGUUGAAAGGUCGGGAGAACCUGAUCAUAUCAUCUUCCCAAAGAUCUGCCCGGAUGUCCACGUGGACACGUCAUACGCUCUGCUUCUGUUCUAUUUGCACUAAAACUGAGAAAAAAAAAGAGAAGUUUCUUUUGAUGGAACUGAAACCAUCCGAACCCCCCCCCCCCC